UGUGUGUCUCUGUGCUGAAGGUGUUCACGGUGGAGGAGAUGAUGCCUCACGUGGCUCAUCUGAGCGGCGCCGUCACUAAAAACCUCUUCCUGAAGGACAAGAAGAAGAAGAGCCUGUGGCUGCUGUCUGUGCGUCACGACCGGCAGCUGAACCUGAGUGAUGUGGCCAAGCGUCUGGGGCUCGGCUCAGGGAACCUGCGUCUGGCGGACGAGUCGCUGAUGCUGGAGAAGCUGAAGGUGGGUCAGGGCUGCGCCACGGCCCUCGCGCUCUUCUGCGACACCGCCCGCUGCGUCAGGAUGGUGCUGGACCGCGACCUGACCCACGGCGGCCGCCAGAGAGUCUACUUCCACCCCAUGACCAACAGCGCCACCAUGGGGCUCAACCCAGGCGACCUGCUCCGCUUCCUGCAGGAGACCGGCCACGAGCCCGUCGUCCUGAGCUUCGACUGAGGUCACGCUCUUUAACUGGUCUUCAGGGGUGGUGGCUCUUCUGCAGGUCACAGGAGUGUAUGAGUGUAUGAGCAGCACACAUGCAGGGAUGUGGAGCAUCUGUGAUGCUGAGCUCCACAGAUUCAUCAGCUUUCUCUAAGAGUCCCUCUGCUUCCUUGAUUCAAGGAAAAGGGCAUAUUUUUUCUCUUGUUUUCAUUGCUGAGGGGUUCAUGAUUACAAAAGCGAGAGAAAUGGCAGGAUCUUGUAGGAUUGUGCCGCUCUUCAGACGAAGCUCCUCUCUGAUGGAGAACAAGAGAUGACAACACUUAGAGGAGAAACACAGAUCAAUCUCAGGAAACACUGCUGUGUGUGUCUCACCACUAUCCACUCGUGCUCAUUCUUGUGUGAUUUUAAUAAAAUAUGUCAUCUUUACACAUAGGCUUUUUUCCAUUACUGUGAGUUUCAUGAUGGAGAACUGAUCAGAGUUCUGUUUUUACUCUUUCUGCUACAACUUUUCUGAAUGGAAAUAUAUAUAUAUAUAUGGAACAGUAUUUAAUGUUAAUUUCUGUGUGAUAAUCUUACACAGUACUACUAUCCUCGUGUGAUGAAUCGUUCAAUUUAAAGGCAUCAUAUUAGUGAAGCUGAUUUGUGUUUAAGUGCAGUCUGAUCUCGUCCUCUGCUGCCAGGACAGUAAAACAUGAACAUAGCUAUAUCUCACAUCACCCUGGCUGUUAAAGGCUCAUGGGUCAUCUCCCCUGCAUGUUCACUGGUUAUUGCAUUUAACUGCCUACACUGAACUCU
Molecule: messenger RNA, 1229 nt
Organism: Sinocyclocheilus rhinocerous
Lineage: Eukaryota; Metazoa; Chordata; Actinopteri; Cypriniformes; Cyprinidae
Gene: prorsd1
Product: prolyl-tRNA synthetase domain containing 1
Exons: 2
Coding region: 39-449 (136 amino acids)
Molecular function (GO): aminoacyl-tRNA deacylase activity
Source: RefSeq, a predicted model, not a curated record